CACCAACAGCAGCAGUCCACGCUUGUUCACCUGGCUUCACACUUGCACCUUCCCCUUGUGCUUAGCUUUUGCACAAGAGGUAGAACAACGCCCACACCACGACAAGCGAAGGAUUGAGCCAGGUCAACCAUGGGAAAGGAGUCGAAAGCGUCCGAGGCACAGCCAGCGAUGGCGACAGCAGUUGCCGUCCCCGUCGAAGGCGGCGACGGCGGCGGCAGUACUGCCGGCGCACCCGGCGCACACCAGCACCAACAACAAGACCACAACAACCAACAUCAGAAAAAGAAGCUGCAGCACAAGGGAGGAAGGGGCGGAGGAGGGAGGGGCGGUGGGGGGAGGGGCGGAGGAGGAGGCACGGGCAAGGGGGGAGGGGGGGGGAGAGGAAAAGGCGCCGGCAAGGGUGGCAGGAGAGCAGGGCACGGUGUAGACCAUGGCGGAGGCGUUUAUUCCAAGGGCGGGGCCAAGGGUCCCCGGAUGAGAGGCAGCCACGUUGGGCCGGGAACGUUCGGCUGCGGGCGCCUCGGAAUGCUCUUCAUGGCGUUUCGCUUCUUGCAGAGGAAGGUCGGCAAGAAGAACAAGAAGGGCAACCACAACAACAACAGAAGACAACACGGAAACCCACACGGACUGCCGAACAACCAGCCUUACGCCUCCGGGCAGCCGCAACCGUACGUGUCUAACGCGCAGCACGCGGGGGAAGAGAAGGUCGAGGAGAUGCCGGUGGCAGUUGGCGUACCCGUCGAGAAGUGAAACCGUCGCCGGAAUAACCGCCGUUCGUGAUACCGUCGUUUGCUCCUUUUUGGGAUCUGAAUAUGCGGGCAUAUCCACUGCGGUACCCAUGAGCGUGGAUGGAGAUCAACGUCGAAGGUGGUGCGGGUACUCGUCAACACUGAGAUUGCUAACGUUUUGUGCAUGAUCUGAGUUGAUUGUCGUUCGUUCGAUUUAAUAUCGUGUGCAGAUUCGUGCUUCUUGAGCACCUCUUCAGGUUCUGGAAGAGCUCUUCGUUGUGUAUUUGGGUGUUCCUUGAGGGUCGCGACUUUUUAAGGAAUGUUAUGACGCGUUCGACCCUCCCCCCUACGUUGUUGGACGUACUCCUCCUAUGCUCGGAAGAUUUUCUCUCGUAUUCCAUCGUCUUGAAGAAAUUAUUUUUUGGCUUAUGUAGAAAAAGUAGGUAACGUCUGUAGUUGUAGCUUAUGACAGUCAUUGUGGUCGUUGUCGACAUGCUUAAGAUGGUUUCUCCGUUGUUUCUUCUGUUAUUCACUUUAUGAUACAAAAGCUGGUUUUUCGUUCUGAUGCAGGCCCUGUAAGCAUGAUCGAUCUUGGUGUGGGGGUUUAAUUGCGGCGUUUUCUGGCCAGAGCUAGAGAUGUAAGAGGAAAUGAAUGUAAACGGGGUGUAAGUGUGCGUCGUGGGGGUUAGUAUGUAAUCUGGACUUUGUUUUGAAACGCCGGUCAAGCUUCAAUUUUCCCUCCUUUCCUUAGACCCGCGCGCGUACUUUCACCAGCUUGCGGUGUUCCUCGAGCUGGCCCUUGUAGGUGGUACAAUACCUGCUGUGUGUAGGGUGCAUUUGU
Messenger RNA from Ectocarpus sp. CCAP 1310/34, 1569 nucleotides. The record is from the annotation of a GenBank genome assembly. NCBI's taxonomy places the organism in Eukaryota, Phaeophyceae, Ectocarpales, Ectocarpaceae.